AUGGAAGAUAUUAAAAAGCUUAAAGACAAUUUAGAAAAAGCUUUAAAUCAAUCUGAACUCGACAAAGUAUUAGAAUAUUUAAAAAAGGCAAAUGACUUUGAAAUUAAUAAAGAGGUCUUAAAGAGUACAGAUAUUGGAAAAACAGUUGGUAAAUUAAGAACACAUAAAGAUAUAGGAAUUUCAAAACAAAGUUCUAUUUUAAUUGAUAAAUGGAAGAAAGAUAUUGAAAAAUCAACACCAAUAUCGACACCAACAUCAACAAAACCUGCCUCAUCAGCAGCCUCACCAUCCUCAUCAUUUAAAAGAAAAUCAUCAGAUACUGUUCAAACAACCACAACAGUAGCAAAACAAGAGAUUGAGGAGAGACCAAGCAAAAGAGUAUUUGAAGAGAAAAAAAUUUCAACCACAACAUUUAAAUGUACUAUUACCCCAAUUAAAACAGGUGGAGAUGCAGGUCAAAGAAACAAAAUGAUUCAACUAUUGGCAGAGUCUUUAACAAGGGAAAUCGACGAAACCCUUUCAUCACCAGAGGAUGUUGCGACUGAAGUAGAAGCAGAGCUUUACAGUAUUUAUAAAGGUUUAACAGCAGAUUAUAAAAACAAAGUUAGAUCUUUUAAAUUUAAUCUUCAAUCAAAUGAUGGUUUAAGAGAUUCUUUAUUAAAUAGAAUAUUAACUAUAGAAAAAUUUUGUUCAAUGGAUGUUAUGUCAAUGGCCAGUGAUGAAUUAAAAGAGGAAAGAAGAAAAUUAGAUAAAUUCCAAACUGAAGCUUCGAUGAUUGGUACUAAUAAUGAAGCUACAACUGAUCAAUUCCAAUGUGGUAAAUGCAAACAAAGAAGAUGUACAUACUUCCAAAUGCAAACUCGUUCUGCUGAUGAACCUAUGACAACUUUUGUUAGAUGUAUUAAUUGUGGUAAUAGAUGGAAAUUUUGUUAA
Messenger RNA from Dictyostelium purpureum, 933 nucleotides. RefSeq lists its product as uncharacterized. Gene Ontology annotation, cellular component: nucleus. The transcript is spliced from 6 exons. The coding region runs from base 1 to 933 and encodes 310 amino acids. Lineage: Eukaryota; Evosea; Eumycetozoa; Dictyosteliales; Dictyosteliaceae. The record is from RefSeq and is a predicted model, not a curated record. Gene Ontology annotation, molecular function: zinc ion binding; nucleic acid binding. Gene Ontology annotation, biological process: DNA-templated transcription.